This is a messenger RNA of Spirodela intermedia, 2517 nucleotides long. NCBI's taxonomy places the organism in Eukaryota, Viridiplantae, Streptophyta, Magnoliopsida, Alismatales, Araceae. The record is from the annotation of a GenBank genome assembly.
AUGCCUUCGGAGGCUAAAGCUGCCGCUGCGUCCCUCCGGAAGUUGAUGGGCUCCGGGUUGUCCUUGUGUCGCGUUGGCUUCAACUCCUCCAAAUGGUAACGCGUCUCUCACUCUCUCUCUCUCUCUCUCUCUCUCUCCGUCUCUCUUUCGUUCCCAAUUGACUUCGGGUCCCAAAUUUCAGCAAAACUGAGGCGAAGCUGGCGGUGGCGAGAAUAAAGCUGCUGAGGAACAAGAGGGAGGUCCAGGUGAGGCAGAUGCGGCGGGACGUCGCCAUGCUCUUGGAGGGCCAUCAGGAUUCUACCGCCCGCAUCAGGGUAUCUUCUCGCCUCCACUCUUUAUUUGAAAACAUCUCAAUUUUUCUUCGUUGGAUGUCGUCCGUCCCUCCUCCAUCUUGUUACCGCAGCAACUUGAGAUUGGGGUUUUCCACUAGAUUUUACCCCCAGUACCCUUUGAUCUUUCAUCAGAUUCAAUGCACUAAAUAUCGAUGCAAGUUAUUCUACUUGAUCAUUGUAACGACAGAGUUUUCCUAUAAAAUGUUUUUUUUAUACAAAAAAAUCUAGUUUAUUUCUUGACUAGUUCCCAGAUGGUACCCUGAACUUGCUCUCAAGUUGCCGAGAGUUUAAGGGAAGAAGACGAAGAUGAUAGUAAGCUUAGCUUAUCCUACAAUCCAAUGGGGGAUCUUUGUUAGAUACUCCCCUCCUUUCCGUUUGGCUACUGCCACAUUUACCUUAGGUAUCUGUAAAACCAGAUGCAAUUCUAGACAAAUCCUUCGGAUCAAACUAUUUCGGGCUUACAACAGGGGUUACGGGGCAUAUGACUUUCUCCUUCGUUGCCUGGGCUGAUGUUUUCAACGGCUCUUAUCAAAUUGUGUCCAGUCUUAUGCGAAAUAAUCGCUGGAGUCUCGUAUAGAGAGGUGGGCUACAAGUAGUUUUUUCUUGAUUCCCAGGUCGAGCAUGUUAUCAGAGAGCACAAUAUUAUGGCGGCAAAUGAGAUCAUUGAGCUCUUCUGCGAACUGAUUGUGGCGCGCCUUCCGAUCAUCGCCAAGCAAAGGUCUGAUAGUCGACCCAUCUUCUCGUUGCUCAUCCCUGCAUGUGGAGUCGUGCUCUCAUCUUACAUUUUCAUUGUCCAGGGAUUGCCCCCCUGAUCUGAAAGAGGGGAUCUCCAGCUUAAUCUUUGCGGCUCCAAGGUGUUCGGAUAUCCCCGAGCUUUCGCGGCUUCGCGACGUCUUCGAGAAGAAGUAUGGCAAGGAUUUUGUCUCAGCUGCCACAGAUUUACGUCCCGAGUCCGGCGUGAACCGGACGGUAGGGAUCUCCCCCCCGCCCCCCGACUCUUCUUCGAUCCCCUGUCUCAUGAAUCUAUGAUACGUUUAGUUUAUUUUUUUUUUAAUUACCUCGAGAACGAACAAUGGUUUGUCUGAUGGGUCUCCUUGCAGCUGAUCGAGAAGUUGUCAGUGAGAACUCCCAGCGGCGAAGUGAAGCUAAAGUUUAUGAAGGAAAUAGCAAAGGAGUAUCAGAUCGAGUGGGAUACCACAGAAUCAGAGUUGGAGCUUCUCAAACCCCCGGAAGAACCUCUGGUGCGUGCAGAACGCUCUUCCCCUGUUCUUCUCACUCCCUCUCUUUUAGAAAAUUUUUAGAGCGCUCUAAAGAUUCGGAUUAGAUUUUCAUCGUGCUCGUCAGCAGGUUUGUGAUGAUUAAUUAUAGUCUCUCAUUUUUCUGUUCUUUGUGAUCUGGGCGUGUGAUGCAGAAAGGGCCCCAUUCGUUCCUCAGUGCCUCGAGCAUGCCCGUGAAGCCUUCCAUGCAGAGCGUGUACAAAGAUAGGGAAGGUACUUCAAUGCGGAAUUCUUCCCCAAACGCUGCAGAUCUCAGGUUCUCUUUCCCUCUGUCUGUCUGUCUAAAAUUAAGCUUGGCGGUCCCGUUCUCGCUUCUGGGUUUCUGAUUCUCGACAUUACAACCUGUGGUCAGAUCUUCGAACGAGGGAAAAUCUUCUAUGCAGUUCAAGGACUCAGCUUCGGCUGCCCAAGCGGCAAUGGAGUUGGCAGAGCAGGCGACAGCUGCUGCACAGGCCGCAGCUCACCUGGCCAGGCGGAGCUCGCAGCAGGGCGAUUACGUCACCCAUUUGGACAAUAUCUUGUAUGCUCAGGAGAGUUCACAGGGCAAGACGAGGCCUUCCAUGGACAGUGGAGGAUCGGGGGCGGGGGGAAGGCAUCUGAGCGAUGAUGACGAAGAUGAUGUCGGCUUGGACAGGACGAAGAAGAAGAUUCAGAGGAGGCACAGCUGCAAUGCGCGGGCGGUAAAGAGGCGCCCGGAAAUCAGGUUCGAUGAUUCGGACGGGUUGGAUUCGGGGGCUGAUGAAGAGGUUGAAGAAGUACGGCGGCACUCUGAAGGCGGCCGCGGUGGUUGCGGCCAUCCCCCUCCUGACCGCCCCCCUCCGGUGGCGGUCUCGCGUGUGCAUCCCAAACUGCCGGACUACGAAGAGCUCACAGCUCGCUUUGACGCUCUCAGGCGGUCCAGGUCAUGA